Molecule: messenger RNA, 2361 nt
Organism: Bombyx mori (domestic silkworm)
Lineage: Eukaryota; Metazoa; Arthropoda; Insecta; Lepidoptera; Bombycidae
Exons: 6
Coding region: 1-2361 (786 amino acids)
Biological process (GO): DNA integration
Molecular function (GO): nucleic acid binding; zinc ion binding
Source: RefSeq, a predicted model, not a curated record
AUGUCUUUCGGAAAUUUAAGUAAUUUCGAUCAUAACACGCAAACUUGGAAGACUUGGAGAUGCAGACUCACACAGUGGUUCAUCGCGAACGAUAUUAACGUGGUGAAAGAUCCAGCAGGAGUCAAAAGACGGGCCAUAUUGCUUAGCACACUCAGCGAAUCUACCUACAAACUGGCAGCUGAUCUCGUGCUGCCUAAAGAAGUUCAAGAAGUACCAUACGAAGAUAUAGUUAGUGCCUUGGAUAACCAUUUCACUCCAAAAUCAGUAGGAUUUGGCGAGCGUCAUCAUUUUUAUGCCGCCACACAACUACCCCAGGAGACACCAUCACAGUGGGCUGCGAGGUUACGAGGUCUCACUUCUCAGUGUAACUUCAGCAAUGUAGAAGAAGCAUUAAGAGAUCGAUUCAUUAUGGGUAUGCUGCCGGGCGUGGAGAAAGAAAAAAUGUACGUGCAGGAGCUGGCCGGGCUGACCUUCGCCAGGGCUGUGGAGCUGACCGAGAGCUUGCGCAGCGCCCGCGCGGCUGCUGCUGCAAGCGCUGCUACCGAGGCUGUCGUUACAGAGCUGUACAAAAUAGGCAAACGUUCUCCGACUAGUGUACCUCAAAGUGCAAAAGUAAAGUGUUCCGUGUGUGGUUUUUCGAAUCACAAAGCCGCGGAGUGUCGUUUUGCGAGUUACACUUGUAGGAAGUGCAACGAAAAAGGACAUUUGCGUAGAAUGUGCAAAAGAAUCAAUUAUGUUGUAAGGGAGGAGAACGAUGAAGGUGACGGUGACGACGGUAAAAUAUGUAACAUUCGAUCUUUGCGAGGUGAACCAUUAAUCGAAGCCGUGUGUGUCAAUGGUAUCAGAAUGAACUUUGAGAUUGAUAGUGGGUCAGCUGUUACCGUUAUGUCCGUAGAUACAUAUAACCAACAUUUUAAAAACAUUCCCUUAUUAAGCACAAAUAAGAAGUUAUUAAGUUACUCGGGUGACGUGUUAGGUUGCGCCGGUCGCGCUCAGUUGUUAGUGGAGUGGCGGGGUCGCACGCGCCAGCUCGACGUGUACGUGGUGCGCGAUGGCGGACCGCCUUUACUGGGCCGCGACUUCAUCGCACAAUUUGAACUGCAGCUAGCGCCCGUAUAUAAAUGUGCCACUACCCGUGACACGUUGAAAUUAAUACAGGAACAAUAUCCCGCCGUGUUCUCGGACAAGCUAGUGGGACUGGGAGUACUCCGACCAGUCGAGCAUUCCGACUACGCGUCACCAAUAGUUCCGGUAUUGAAACGUGAUGGUUCGGUCCGUAUCUGCGCGGACUACUCUGUCACUAUAAACAAGCAGUUAGUUGUAGAACAGUAUCCGUUGCCUACCGUAAACGAGUUGUUUUCUAAACUAUACGGGGGCCAGAAAUUUACUAAAUUAGAUUUGUCUAUGGCCUACGGACAGUUUUGUCUGGAUGAAGAAUCCCAAAAGUUAACUUGUAUCAAUACGCAUAAAGGGAUCUUCGCGUAUACGCGUUUGGUGUUCGGGUUAGCUAGUGGGCCGUCAAUUUUCCAGCGAGCCAUGGAUACAGUGCUAGCGGGCCUGGACGGCACGCUGUGUUUAUUGGACGAUGUGCUCAUAACGGGUCGCAAUGACUCUGAACAUCUUGAGAGACUGCAUCAGGUCCUACAACGGUUGCAAGACGCAGGAUUUGUUCUACAAAAGUCUAAAUACGCGUCGCCAAAUGGAUUAGGUGCUAUUCUAUCACAGGUGAGUUCCGAUGGCCAGGAAAAACCUAUCUCUUUCGCUUCGCGCACGCUCAACGACGCCGAGAAAAGUGGUUAUAAUUAUGUAAUCGAGUACGUGAAGAGUGCAGAUAAUAGUGCGGACUAUCUGUCUCGUGCGAGUCUACCGGCCGGCGCGGGCGCGUGCGGUGGUCGAGGCGAGGGGACGAGGCGCGGAGCGGGAGCGGUCGAUGUCGAUGCAUUCGACAGCGCCUCUUAUGUUUGCUUCGUAGUGCAAGGCGCACUCCCGAUAUCGGUGACUGAAUUACCUAUGACCGACUCCGCCACGCACUCCGGUGUGCCCGUGGGAAUACCCCCACAACCCUUUUACCGUGUACACUUAGACUUUCUAGGUCCGCUGAAUGGUCGGAUGUACCUCGUCCUAGUAGACGCGUACUCCAAGUGGCUUGAGGUGUACGAGAUGGCUUCCACAACUACUAGUGCGGUCAUUGAAAGAAUGUAUGAGUACAUGUCCAGAUACGGAUUGCCUCAUACGAAACUCAAUUCACUCAACAACAGGAAUGUCUCCGGCACAGUUAGUGUUUGGUCGCAAAUUACGUUCACGUUUAGAUUUAAUGAACCCGCGUUCGCCGCCGUCACCUUCAUCUGCUUCGUUGACUGA